Messenger RNA from Aricia agestis (brown argus), 485 nucleotides. Its product is annotated as zinc finger HIT domain-containing protein 1. The transcript has 2 exons. The coding region runs from base 1 to 462 and encodes 153 amino acids. NCBI's taxonomy places the organism in Eukaryota, Metazoa, Arthropoda, Insecta, Lepidoptera, Lycaenidae. Gene Ontology annotation, biological process: chromatin remodeling. The record is from RefSeq and is a predicted model, not a curated record. Gene Ontology annotation, molecular function: nucleosome binding. Gene Ontology annotation, cellular component: Swr1 complex.
AUGGCGUCUAGAGAGUCAAACAGAGUUAAAGAUGCGGAGAAGAGGAGAGUUCUUGAUGAUGCAGCGAGAAAGAGAAGAGCGAGGAAAGCCGUUGAGGCUCUGGAACAAGACAACUUCCAUGAGGAUCCGCAUGCAGAUCUGGUUAUGUCAAAAAAAGUUCCAAAAUUUGCAGACUCCAACGAAAAACCGACACGAAAAAAGAAAGCCAAAAGUGCUGAGUAUUAUAAGAUGAGAUUUCGUAAAACUUUUGCUCAACUCGUUGAAGAAGAUGCAAGCUUUAGACCUGAACCCCCUAAUUAUUUGUCGGCACAAGCAUCACCUUCGAAGUUUCCCGAUCGUCAUUUCUGUGCUGUUUGUGGAUUUCCUUCGAAUUAUACUUGCAUACCUUGCGGCGCUCGAUAUUGCUGCGUACGAUGUCUUGGAACACACCUAGACACAAGAUGCUUAAAAUGGACUGCUUAAAUGAUAAAAUAAAAUAAUGUUAG